CUAAAUUAUGUUUAAUAAAAGAAAGAUUUAAAAGAAAGAAGAUGUAUUAAAUGGUAUUGAAGUCAAUGAAUAAGAUAUUAAAGAAUUAUAAAUUUAAAAAAAAACUAAAGUUGAACAAACAGAUAAAUAAAUUUUAUUACCUUUUUAGGAAGAAACUAAAUUUAAAGCUGGUUUUAUAUUAUAAAACUCAAAUAACUUUGCAGUUGAGAAACUUGCACCAGAAACAAAGCCUUAUUAAAAUGAAAUUGCUGAAACCCUUUAAAGAUUAAAAUCUAUACAUUCUAUUGAUGAUAUCAAAAAAGGAUAAGUUUUACCUCCUAAGAAAAACAAUUCUCUUAAUACUCCUAUUGCAAUGCCAUCAAAUGUUAAGUUUUCUUGUACUUUUGAUUUCAAUCCUAUGUUAUGUAAAGAUUAUCAUGAUACUGGAUAUUGUACUUUUGGAGAUUCAUGCAUUUAUAUUCAUGAUAGAGGAGACUAUAAAUCAGGAUGGGAAUAAGAAAAAGAAUAUUAAGAACAAUAAAAAACUAGAAGAAUGGAAAAAUAUGAAAAAGAAGAUCUUGAAUUUAAAUAAAAACUAGAAGAAUAUACAAUUCCUGAAACUUGUAAUAUUUGCUAAUCAUCAUUAAAUAAACCUAUCUAAACUAAAUGUAAUCAUUUCUUUUGUGAAAAAUGUAUUAUUACUUCAAAAAAAUGUCCUGAAUGUGGAAAAGCUACCGAUGGAAUUUUUCAUUCUGCUGCCAAAAUCAUUUAAGAAUUAAAAAAUAAAAGAAAUAAAUUCAUUGCAGAAUAUAAACCUUCAGAAAAUAAUACAAAAUAAAGAUUAAAUGAAUGUGAUUGGAUGAUUUGA
Messenger RNA from Paramecium sonneborni, 847 nucleotides. The record is from the annotation of a GenBank genome assembly. Lineage: Eukaryota; Ciliophora; Oligohymenophorea; Peniculida; Parameciidae.